Messenger RNA from Ipomoea nil (Japanese morning glory), 4514 nucleotides. RefSeq names its product phospholipase A I. The coding region runs from base 294 to 4277 and encodes 1327 amino acids. The record is from RefSeq and is a predicted model, not a curated record. Gene Ontology annotation, molecular function: glycerophospholipase activity; protein binding. Gene Ontology annotation, cellular component: membrane. Gene Ontology annotation, biological process: fatty acid metabolic process. NCBI's taxonomy places the organism in Eukaryota, Viridiplantae, Streptophyta, Magnoliopsida, Solanales, Convolvulaceae. The transcript has 18 exons.
CAUUCCAAUCAGAAACCGUCCGGUCCGUUCCGUUCCUUCGGAGAAAACAAUAACUGAAAAAAUGGACUCAACGCAGUAGAGAGAGAGAGAUUUUCUCUCUAAUUCUCUAGAUUUCUCUGUACUGUUAUAUAUACAUACACUAAUAUAUGCGGACACAUCGAAUCGAUCAGGCUCUUGGUCUCCGUAAAAUCCGCGGAUCCGGGUCGCAUCCAGCAAUAUCCAUUGAUCCGAUUGCGGCCACUUCAGUAUCUCUAGUCUAGUCUAGUCUAGGGAGAUAAGGUCGUAAUUCCGCAAUGUCAUGGGGUUUGGGGUGGAAGCGUUCAUCGGACGUCUUUCACCUGACCCUGAGCUACGGCGCCGACGAUUUCCUGGAUGACGCUUCGCCGACGUCAUCGCGAUCGUCCUCGGCGGCUUCGCCGUUCGCUGCAUCGGCAUCGCCCACGGCGGCGUUUCAGGAUGGGCAGCAGUUAGGGUUUAGGAUUGAGCUGGAUUGGAAUGCCGGCGAUGAUGAGGAUCAGGUGGCGCUGAAGCUUCAGUCGCAGGUGAUGGUGGCGCUGCCUUCGCCGCAGGAUACUGUGGAGGUGGAAUUGAUGGCGAGGGGGGAGGAGGGUGACGGUGAGGUGGGGGUGGAGAUGAGGGUGAUGAAGCGGAGAGAGCCGUUGCAAGGGGUGGUAAUGUGGAGGGCUGGCGGUUCCGGCCAGCAGGGUGAUGGAAUGGGCGUGCUCUUGAAGUUGAUGAGAUCGAAUUUCUCUAAUGGAGUCGGGACGGGUGCUGAUGGGGAACCUCUAUCGAGCUGUGCUGAGCAUUGGAGGAGUGUCACUGUUGUUAGCCUCGCCGGCCUUGGACUAACAGGGUUGCCUGUAGCGAUAAGCCAAUUGCCUCUUCUUGAAAGGCUUUACCUUGACAACAACAAGCUUGCAACUCUGCCACCUGAGCUUGGUGAGCUGAAGAGUUUGAAGGUUCUAGCUGCUGACUGCAACAUGUUGGUCUCUGUCCCUGUUGAGUUGAGACAGUGUGUUGGACUGGUUGAAUUGUCACUUGAACACAACAAGUUGGUUAGGCCGCUUCUUGAUUUCAGGGCAAUGACUGAGUUACGUGUUCUGAGGCUAUUUGGUAAUCCCCUAGAAUUUCUUCCUGAUAUAUUACCAUUGCACAAAUUACGCCACUUAUCUCUUGCCAAUAUUAGGAUUGUGGCAGAUGACCAUUUAAGAUCAGUUAAUGUGCAGAUAGAGAUGGAAAAUACUUCUUACUUUGUUGCUUCUCGACAUAAACUCAGUGCCUUCUUCUCUCUCAUAUUCCGCUUUUCUUCUUGUCACCAUCCUCUGCUAGCAUCUGCCCUAGCAAAGAUAAUUCAAGAUGAUGGAAAUCGUAUAGUUGUUGGAAAAGAUGAGAAUGCUGUAAGGCAGCUCAUAAGUAUGAUAACUAGUGAGAAUCAGCAUGUGGUAGAACAGGCUUGCUCUGCUCUUACAUCUCUUGCCUCAGAUGUCUCUGUUGCAAUGCAGUUAAUGAAAUCUGAUAUCAUGCAACCUAUAGAAAGAGUACUUAGAUCUUCUAGACCUGAGGAAGUUAUAUCUGUUUUGCAAGUAUUAGCAAAGUUGGCUUUGGCCUCUGAUACUGUUUCUCAAAAAAUGCUGACCAAGGAUGUAUUGAAGUCAUUGAAAUUAUUAUGUGCUCACAAAAAUCCUGAGGUACAAAGGUUAGCUUUAUUUGCAGUUGGAAAUUUAGCUUUCUGCUCAGAAAACCGGUGUGUUCUUGUUGCGCCAGAAAGCUUAAGGGAACUUCUUCUACGCCUGACUGCUUCAUCCGAGCCACGCGUGAGCAAGGCUGCAGCUCGAGCUCUAGCAAUUCUAGGGGAGAAUGAGGUUCUACGGCGUGCUAUUCGAGUCAGACAGGUGCCCAAGCAGGGGUUACGCAUACUUUCAAUGGAUGGUGGUGGAAUGAAAGGUCUGGCAACUGUAAGAAUUCUUAAGGAAAUUGAGAAAGGUACUGGGAAACGGAUACAUGAGCUCUUUGACCUUAUUUGUGGCACAUCAACUGGUGGCAUGCUUGCAGUCGCUCUUGGAAUCAAGCUGAUGUCUUUGGAAAAAUGUGAAGAAGUAUACAAGGAUCUUGGAAAGCUCGUAUUUGCUGAACCUGUUCCGAAGGACAAUGAAGCAGCAUCUUGGAGAGAAAAGCUGGAUCAACUCUACAAGAGCUCAUCUCAGAGUUUCCGAGUCGUUGUACAUGGAUCUAAACACAGUGCUGAUCAGUUUGAGAGAUUGUUGAGGGAGCUAUGCACUGAUGAGGAUGGAGAUCUUCUUAUAGAGUCAGCAGUGAAAGGCAUUCCUAAAGUUUUUGUAGUGUCAACUCUGGUCAGCGUGUCACCAGCUCAACCCUUCAUAUUCCGAAAUUAUCAGUACCCUCCUGGUACGCCAGAGCCGGCAAUAGGGGGUGUGGGAGCAGCAACUACUGGAGCUCAAGUUGGAUUGAAGCGUAAUGCCUUUAUUGGAAGCUGCAAGCAUCAUGUUUGGCAAGCCAUACGUGCAUCAUCUGCUGCACCAUAUUAUCUUGAUGAUUUCUCUGAUGGUGUAUAUCGCUGGCAAGAUGGUGCUAUUGUAGCAAAUAAUCCUACUGUUUUUGCCAUGCGAGAAGCACAACUAUUAUGGCCAGACUCAAGAGUUGACUGCUUAGUUUCAAUUGGAUGUGGUUCUGUUCCAACAAAGGUAAGGAAAGGUGGAUGGCGAUAUCUGGAUACUGGUCAAGUGUUGAUUGAGAGUGCAUGCUCUGUUGAUCGGGUGGAUGAAGCAUUGAGUACAUUGCUUCCUUUGCUUCCUGAUGUGCAUUAUUUUCGUUUCAAUCCAGUUGAUGAACGUUGCGAUAUGGAGCUUGAUGAGACAGAUCCUGCGGUUUGGUUGAAAUUGGAGGCUGCAACAGAUGAUUACAUUCACAAUACAUCUGCUGUUUUUAAAAAUCUCAUUGAAAGAUUGUUAGCAAGCCCACAUGAUGAGAAACUAUUCGAUAGUUCAAAGUCUCAACAUCUCCACAAAGGAAUGAAUUCAAAAGAUGAGAGUAGCCCCUCCUUAGGUUGGAGGCGGAGUGUCCUCCUUGUGGAGGCUUCCAAUAGCCCAGAUUCUGGAAGAGUAUUUCACCAUGCUCGCUCGCUUGAAUCGUUUUGUACCAGGAAUGGGAUAAGGCUAUCUAGUUUUAAUGGUAUACCAGGAAUUGUAAAAGCCACUGGAUCAAGUUUCCCAACACCCUUUGCAUCACCUUUAUUCACUGGGAGCUUCCCAUCAAGCCCUCUCGUAUACAGUCCUGAUUUUGGGCAUCAUAGGGCUGGUAGAAUUGAUUUAGUGCCGCCUUUAAGCUUGGAUGAACUUCAAUAUGCAAAAACAGGUGUAUCGCCUCCCGAGUCACCUGCUAAACGCCCACACUUUUCUAUGCCCAUCCGAUCUUUGUAUGAAAAAUUACAGAAUUCACCCCAGGUUGGAGUUGUGCACUUGGCACUGCAAAAUGACAUGUCUGGCUCCAUAAUGAGUUGGCAGAAUGAUGUAUUUGUAGUCGCCGAACCAGGAGAGCUUGCAGAGAAAUUUCUUAAGAGCGUCAAAUUUAGCUUGUUGUCAAUGCUGCGAGGUCGGAGGAGGAAGUAUGCAUCAGUCAUCAACGGUAUCUCAAAUGUUGCGGAUCUGGUUUCAUUUAGACCAUUCUUCCAAAUUGGAGGCGUUGUUCACCGUUAUAUAGGGCGACAAACUCAAGUCAUGGAAGAUGACCAAGAAAUCGGUGCAUACAUGUUUCGUAGAACAGUCCCUUCGAUACACUUAACCCCAGACGACAUUCGGUGGAUGGUUGGAGCUUGGAGGGACAGAAUUAUAAUCUUCACGGGUAUAUACGGCCCUACACGAGCUUUAAUCAAGGCAUUUCUAGACUCAGGUGCUAAAGCCAUUAUAUGCCCUUCCACCGAGCCUGAUGAAACGCAGUUGUCAACCUUUCACGGUUCAGGUGAAUUCAACGCAUUAGAGAAUGGAAAAUUUGAGAUCGGGGAAGAAGAGAUAGAAGACGAAGAAGACACCGAACCUUCCAGUCCAGCUAGCGACUGGGAAGACAGCGAUCCAGAGAGAAACAACGGAGGGGGGCGAGCAAAUUGCUUAUGGGAUGACGACGAGGGCCAGUUGUCACAGUUCGUCUGUGAGCUGUAUGAUUCUUUGUUCCAGGGCGGUUCGAGGAUAGACGAUGCCCUGAAACAAUCUCUUGCCACACUUCGCACCCUGAGGUAUUCCUUCCAUCUCCCCAGUGUAACAUAGUUUCAUCAGUUGAGUUGCCAUUGUCCCAUUGUCCCUGUAACAGAGGGGAGUGGGGCAGGGUCCGCGGGGAUAGGGAUGGGGAGUAUACUCCCCGCCCCGUUGCUAUUCCUAAUUCUGUAGUCUAAAUUAAGGCUUCUGUAGGGGGUUCCCCAGACCCCAGUUAUACUACUGUGUAAAGAGCACCAUAUGCUUGUAUUUUAAAAGAGUACAGAAAAGGGAACUUUGAUUACUGGCAUU